UUUUUCGUCUUGCCAAUUUCCAGCCAAAGUAGCCAUUGAAAAAUUCAUCGUCAUACAUUUUUAUUAAUUCAAAUUGAAAAAAAGUUUUCGAAAGCACAAAAUCUCAAGUAUUGAAACAAAAUGCCAUCAUUUAAAGAACAAUUCGGUGCAUUUUCCAAGUUUGGUGACAGCAAAUCGGACGGAAAAUUCAUAAGUUUGUCGCAGAGUGACAAAUGGAUGAAACAGGCGAAUGUAUUCGACCAACAUGUCACCACAACCGAUACCGGCAUUCACUACAAGAAACUAUCAAAAUCCGCGAAAAAGGUAAGUUAUGCCGACUACAACAAGUUCUUAGAAGAUUUGGCCACAACAAAAGGUGUCGAUGUGGAAGAAAUGAGACAAAAAAUGGCCACUUGUGGUGAUCCUGGAUUGAAGCAAGCAACAACCAGUGGCAAAGUGAAAGACAAUGUGGAUCGAAUGACAGACACCAAAAAGUAUACCGGAUCGCACAAAGAACGAUUUGAUGACAGUGGCAAAGGAAAGGGCAUUGACGGCCGAAAGAAUGUUGCAGACACAGAUGGAUACGUAUCGGGUUAUAAAGGAAAAGAUACCUACGAUAAUAAAUAACAAAUUGAAGCAAAAUUUUUGUGAAUAAUAAAUACAGAAGAGUAUUUUUGAUACAAGAU
Sitodiplosis mosellana (orange wheat blossom midge) is the source of this 665-nucleotide messenger RNA. RefSeq names its product tubulin polymerization-promoting protein homolog (gene ringer). The record is from RefSeq and is a predicted model, not a curated record. The transcript has 2 exons. Lineage: Eukaryota; Metazoa; Arthropoda; Insecta; Diptera; Cecidomyiidae. The coding region runs from base 121 to 606 and encodes 161 amino acids. Gene Ontology annotation, cellular component: microtubule. Gene Ontology annotation, biological process: microtubule bundle formation; microtubule polymerization; positive regulation of protein polymerization. Gene Ontology annotation, molecular function: tubulin binding.